This is a messenger RNA of Phytophthora sojae, 1962 nucleotides long. RefSeq lists its product as hypothetical. The annotation marks the transcript as partial. The transcript has 4 exons. The record is from RefSeq and is a predicted model, not a curated record. NCBI's taxonomy places the organism in Eukaryota, Oomycota, Peronosporomycetes, Peronosporales, Peronosporaceae. Gene Ontology annotation, molecular function: protein binding.
AUGUACAGUCCCCUCAGUGCGAGUGUCUACAGCUCUUCGAAGAAGCGGACACUUCAGAGCAGCAGCGGCACCAGCCCACACCUAGCAACACUGCAGCGUAGCAGACUCACGCCGUUGCCUGCGAAUACCCGAGCAAAAGACCCGUUGCUGCACGAGAAGAUGCGGCAGGACGCCCAGACGAUUUCGUUCUUGAAGCAGCGACUGGUACUCUUGGAGCGCGAAGUCUCAGCAAGCACCAAGCAUCGCCACAUGACCGAGAAACAGAUCGCACAGCUCAGUCUCGAGACCCAACGACUUCAAGGCGAGAAGACGCAGCAACAGGCCCGCAUCGACGAGCUGGACAAGACCGUGCUCAGACAACGACACGAGUACGACAAACUCGCAGCACGGUACGCCGCUGUAUACGCGAAUCUCCAGAAACUUGUGGACCAGCAGCAAAAUCCAUCCGACAACUCCGCUCAGCAGAGUGCACUGCAGGCGCUGGUCAGAGAGAAUCAGGACUUCCUCCGCAAACUUCGCGUCUUGGAAGCUCGACAUGCCGAAGAUAAGGCCCUCACGUCCAACCAGGAGAAGAAGAUCAAGCGCCUCAAGGCUGAAAUUGAGGCUCUCAAGCACAUGCACGACGCUAAAAACCACGAAGAUGACCUCGACGAGUCUUCCAGCGACACUGAUCAGGUCUCUCGUUUGACUAGACCGAAGAAGCGCGCGGACAGCGACGUCAACUAUGGCGGCCGGCCGAAUAGCGCGUCAACUGCGUCUAUCACAUCGUCCACUCCAAGGAGGGCGGGGUCACCAGUACGAGUACAAGUUGUGCAAAAUACAGCACUGGGUACCGCCGGUCAUCUCGUCACUGCAGAAGCGUACCAGUACAUUGACCCCAACAUCCUCAAGGUGCUGGAAAAAGUCGACUCGCAGUUCAGCAUCACGAACGCCAUCAACUUGUCGGUGGUGCUGAAGAAGUGGCUCAACAGCUGCGUCCACGUCGUAUGCUCCACUCAUCUGCCGACCGUGCUGCAGACGUUGCUGAAGCGGAUGUGCGAGUUGAUGCACUGCGAGCACGUAGCGCUCUUCACGGUGGACUAUGCAGCUCGGAAACUGGUCGCGACGUCCUCGGAGCGUGGGCCUGAGCGCUGGGAGUUGCCGCUCGACAAAGGAAUCUCUGGCUACGCAGCACGACACAAUGUACUCUGCAACGUCCCCUGUGCCAAUGACGACCCGCGCUUCUUCAGCUCCACCGAUUCGAUCACAAACACGACAUCCCGUGAGGUUUUGGCCCUGCCGAUCGUGCACGAGCUCCAGCUCUAUCUCGAAGCACACUUAGCUGGCGCUGGAGACAGCAAUCGGACAAAGGUAAACGGCCACGGGGUCUUCGCAGUGCUUCGUGCUUGGAACACCACCCACCAGAAACCUUUCUCGCCCAACGACCAGAUCCUCGGCUCUCUGCUUGCCAUUCAAGCAGGAAUCAUCCUCCGUCAGACGGCCGUGACCAAGACGCUGCAGAAAAUCAAUCACAAAACGCACCAGAUCCUGCAGAUGCCAAGCGAAAUUAUCACCAAGGCCUCACUUGUAGCUGUCGCGCAGAACGAACUGGGCGAGUGUUUGGGCAUCAAGCAGCUACGAAUCUUUAUCUUCGAUGCUGCAGCACACAAGCUGUGGCAUGCUGGUGAGCAAUUGCCCCAUGACACGGGGGAUGGCAGCACGCAAACCCUCGUCCGCCGCUACGUCAGCGCUCAAGCUUCUCUCUGUGCGCUUCUCCUUCGUAGUGACGCCACUGCGAUGAUUCUGACAGAGCCCUCAGCUCAAACAGCCUUUAAUGAUACCGUGGACAUCCCCGGUGGUGCUCGCGGAUUGUACCUUGUGCCAAUUCUCUCGCCCUGGGGCAAUGGAGCGCUUCCGUUUGGGGUGGUGCAGGUUGCACGCGUGGCUAAGGCUCGGCUAUCGGCGUCACCAUUUGCACUCACU